Protobothrops mucrosquamatus (brown spotted pit viper) is the source of this 4695-nucleotide messenger RNA. RefSeq names its product C2 calcium dependent domain containing 5 (gene C2CD5). Gene Ontology annotation, biological process: protein localization to plasma membrane; positive regulation of protein targeting to membrane; positive regulation of vesicle fusion. Gene Ontology annotation, molecular function: calcium-dependent phospholipid binding; calcium ion binding. The transcript has 27 exons. Lineage: Eukaryota; Metazoa; Chordata; Lepidosauria; Squamata; Viperidae. The record is from RefSeq and is a predicted model, not a curated record. Bases 7 to 3417 code for a protein of 1136 amino acids. Gene Ontology annotation, cellular component: plasma membrane.
GGGAAGAUGCCGGGAAAGCUGAAGGUCAAGAUCGUGGCGGGGCGGCACCUGCCUGUCAUGGACCGAGCCAGUGACUUGACGGACGCCUUCGUGGAGGUAAAGUUCGGAAAUACCACAUUUAAGACAGAUGUCUAUCCCAAAUCUCUCAAUCCUCAGUGGAACUCAGAGUGGUUUAAAUUUGAGGUGGAUGACGAAGAUCUACAGGACGAGCCUCUGCAGAUAACUGUCCUUGAUCAUGACACUUACAGCGCUAAUGAUGCUAUUGGAAAAGUUUACAUUGAUAUCGAUCCUCUUCUCUACAGCGAAGCAGCUACGGUUAUUUCUGGCUGGUUUCCAAUUUAUGACACAAUACACGGUAUACGUGGGGAGAUCAAUGUGAUGGUGAAGGUAGACCUUUUUAAUGAUUUAAACCGUUUUAGACAAUCGUCAUGUGGAGUAAAAUUUUUCUGCACUACGUCUAUUCCGAAGUGCUAUAAAGCCGUAAUUAUUCAUGGAUUUGUAGAAGAACUCGUAGUUAAUGAAGAUCCAGAAUAUCAGUGGAUAGACCGAAUCCGUACACCAAGAGCAUCAAAUGAAGCCAGGCAAAGACUUAUUUCAUUAAUGUCAGGGGAACUGCAAAGGAAGAUUGGCCUGAAGGUCCUUGAAAUGAGAGGCAAUGCAGUGGUUGGCUACUUGCAGUGUUUUGAUCUGGAGGGAGAAUCUGGCCUAGUAGUGCGAGCCAUUGGGACAGCCUGUACCUUGGACAAAUUAAGUAACACACCUGUAUUCUUACCUGCAUGUAAUUCCCCAUCCAAGGACAUAAAGGAGAUUCCUUUCAAUGAAGACCCCAACCCCAAUCCUCAUUCAUCAGGACCCUCCACCCCUCUGAAAAACCAAAUCUAUUCCUUUUCACCUUCCAAGUCCUACAGUCGACAGUCCUCCUCUUCUGACACCGAUUUGAGUUUGACACCCAAAACGGCACUUCCCCUGUGGGGACCCAAGAUUUGCCUGCUUCCCAGUUCCCCAACCUUAUCUUGUCGUUCCCCACCACUUACAAAGCCCCGUCUUCUCUGCUCCGAAUCUAGCUCUAUCCCUCUUCACCCUAGCCCAGUUCUCAGGAAAAGUAUUUCUUUCACUGAAGAGCUACUUCUGGCUGCUUCCGGAAUGGGAAGUGGUAGUGCUGGAAAAGAAGGGGGGCCUUUAAAAGCUCUGUUAAGACAACAAACUCAGUCAGCUCUGGAGCAAAGGGAAUUUCCUUUUUUCACUUUGACGACGUUUCCUCCGGGCUUCCUUCUCCACGUGGGUGGGGUCGUCAGCGCCCGCUCUGUGAAGCUCUUGGAUCGUAUCCACAAUCCAGAUGACCCGGAAACACGGGAUGCCUGGUGGGCGGAAGUUCGUCAAGAAAUCAAAUCCCAUGCAAAGGCAUUGGGCUGUCAUGCUGUAGUGGGCUACAGUGAAUCAACUAGCAUUUGUGAGGAGGUCUGUAUUUUGUCUGCCUCGGGCACAGCCGCUGUGCUGAAUCCCAAGUUCCUCCAGGAUGGAAACAUGGAAGUCUGUUUGGAACCAAGGUUGUCAUGGCAGCCUGGCUACUUUUCCAUAGGGUCAGAGAAGGGAGAGGUUGAGUUUUUUCCUCAAAACCAAGAUAGUUCUUCUCUAUUAGGGCUAGAAGAAUCCUUACCUCUCGGUUGUAGCAUCUGCCACAUCCCCUACGAUGAGCUCAACAUGCCAUUCCCGGCCCGCCUCGCUUACUGCUGCAGCUGCAGGAAGCAGAAAGUGCCCGAUGUCCUUUUCACGACGAUAGACUUGCCUGUGGACGCCGUCGUGUUUGGAAAAGGAUGCCUCAUCCAAGCCAGGCUAUGCCGGCUGAAAAAGAAGGCCCAAGCCGAAGCCAACGCAACCUGCAUCAGCAAUCUGCUGCCAUUUAUGGAGUAUGAAGUACACACUCAGUUGAUGAAUAAGCUGAAGCUGAGAGGGAUGAACGCCCUCUUUGGCCUACGAAUACAGAUCACGGUGGGAGAAACGAUGUUGAUGGGGAUGGCGUCUGCUACAGGGGUUUAUCUGGCUGCUUUACCUACUCCUGGUGGUAUUCAGAUUUCUGGAAAAACCCCCAGUGAUGCCACUUAUGAACAGCAUAUCUCUCAUGUGCAGAAGAAAAUCAAUGACACCAUCGCCAGAAAUAAAGAGCUGUAUGAGAUUAACCCUCCGGAGACAUCUGAAGAAAUUAUAGGUUCUCCCAUUCCAGAACCGAAACACCGGACCAGGUUGCUAAGAUCUCAGUCUGAAAGCUCUGACGACAUUGCAGAACUGGAUCUGUCUCAUGGCAAGAAAGACGCCUUUGUGUUGGAGAUUGAUGAUACGGAUGCAAUGGAAGACGUUCACUCUCUGUUGACCGAUAUUCCUCCACCCUCAGGCUUUUAUAGCUGCAACACAGAAAUUAUGCCCGGAAUAAACAACUGGACUUCUGAUAUACAGAUGUUUACGUCUGUAAGAGUCUCCAGACUUAGCAAUGUUACCCUCACAAACCAAACUCUCAACAAGACCUUUAAUGACCUCUGUGAGAAUCUACUAAAAAGCCUUUAUUUUAAGCUCCGUUCGAUGAUCCCUUGUUGUCUGUGCCACGUCAAUUUUACUGUUGCUCUUCCAGAAGAUGAAUUAAUUCAGGUCACCGUUACGGCUGUUGCAAUAACCUUUGACAAAUACCAGGCUUUGCAAACAGCUAAAGCUGUAGAAAAAAACCCACAAAGAGCUUCCACAGACAAUGAAGAACAGCUGCAAUUUCCAUUGGAGCUUUCUUCCGAUCCUCAUAUGCCUCAGCAAUUCUCACCGGCUAAAGAGGACCUGGAGAAUGCAAGUUCCCACGCAGGUAUAGCAGCUGGUCAAAGAGCCACUUCAGUUGAUUACAGUUCCUUUGCAGACAGAUGCAACAGCUGGAUAGAAUUCAUUAAACUGAAAGCUCAAACCAUAAGGCGUGGAUCAAUUAAGACAACCAUCUCCCUUGACAAGCCAAGUCCGCUGACCGAAGGACUGUGCCGUAACCACCUGGGACCCACAGGAAUGAACUCCACUGUGCCCGUUGUGAAGAUGACGCCGCUUUCUUUCAUCCCCGGGGCAAAAAUAACGAAAUACCUUGGAAUCAUCAACAUGUUCUUCAUUCGAGAAACCACUUCUUUGCGAGAGGAAGGUGGAGUGAGUGGGUUCCUGCAUGCAUUUGUGGCUGAGGUUUUUGCGAUGGUCCGAGCUCACGUGGCAGCCCUUGGGGGAAAUGCUGUGGUCUCCUACAUCAUGAAGCAAUGUGUGUUUAUGGAGAACCCAAACAAAAACCAGGCCCAGUGUCUAAUAAAUGUCAGUGGAGAUGCAGUCAUUUUUAUUCGUGAAUCUGAAAUAGAUGGGGUGCCUGCCCAGUUUUCUGCUGUGGGUUCCACAAAAGAAACAACAUGAAGAACGGAGAUGUCUUCAUUCGUGUGGCCAUAUUUCCAAAGGCUCCGGUGACCAGGUUUUGUUUCUUAACGCUCCGUAUAUGAAGGACUGCUCCAUUUUGAACCAGCUUAAAACAUCUUUCCCCAUUUCAUAAGAUUCACCUCAUAGCUCUCUGGGCAGAUGAAAGAACAUCUGGGCAGAAGAAAGAAACGGACCAUCUAUUGUUCUUCAGGUUCCUCAGGAUAUUGCCCUGCAUUUUACGAUGCAACCUUAGAAGCACUCCCAGAUGCUAAUUCUUUGAUAAGGCGGGGGGGGGGAGGGGAAUAUUUAUAUUGAAACUGGAAUAACUGGGAAAGCUAAAUCUACAUUUUCCAUAAAGGAAGAACUGGCGUUACCAUUGCCAGAUGCGCACCAUGCACCAGAGAACUUACCUGUUGGAAUAAGCGAGACGAAUAAGCAUCCUAAACUGGAUUUUGUGGCGUGUUUGUUCCUUUGUUUUCACAUGAGCGAGCUAUGAACUAUUUUUCUAUUGUAAAAUAGAUUGCAGUAUUGAUUAUGAUGAACUAGCCAACGCACAAAUGAUUGCUAUAGCCUGUCUUUGGAACUGCGGGACACGGGAACAAUAUUUCUCAAGGCGCUGAAACCCCAGCUGCGUUGGAAGAGAAGAUCAGGAUUUCUGACCUCGUCGGGUUGUAAAUGCUACCGAAAUGGAGAAACCACAGAGGCCACCAAACGCCACCACCCUUCGCUAAGCAGCACUCGGCUUUGGUACUCAAGACAGGGCUUGUGGUAAAUAAAAUUAGAGUUUCAGAUAACCCUGGAUGGAUGAAAAAAGAAAAUGAAAAAAAGAAAAAAAAAUCUUAAGAAAUGUCUGACAGUGAUUCCAUCCCUAAAGAGGCACUUUGAAAAAUAGGGGAGAAAUUUUCAUCCAGCCAUAGAUGUUUUGAGUGGCGAUAGAACAACAGUCACCCAACAGAGAAAGAAGCCACUUAAAAAUGGUUUCCUUGGUUCAGUUUCAACUGAUAUUCUGUUGACAGAAUAUCCAUCAGAUCUUCUCCAGAUGUUCAUCCUCCCUCACCAAACAUAUUCUUGAGUUAAGAAGAGUCAAGCUGAAAUGUUCUGGCGGCUUCCAAUAUGGAACUUGAAGUACAUAUGUAAACUUGAAUGUAAAUACGUGAGAAUUUAUUGGGUUAAAUUGCAGAAACUUCUAGAUUAUUUGUCCAAUUCAGAGAUUUCUUUGUAAGGAGAGUGUGAACAUCACAUUCCUAUGUACAUAAUAAAGCUUCUUUAUAUAAAUGU